AUGCUGCAGAGCGCGACGGCGCUGCACACCUUCGCCGCCGCACUGGCCGCGGGGAUGGAGCGGGGGCGCGCCCCGCUGCGUGUGGGCCUCGACCGUGCCCUCCCCGCCUCGGGCGGCCCAGCGGGCCAUCUCCAGUCAUCCUUCGUCACAGGUCAUGCGCUAUCUCAGCCGGUCCCAGGCUGGUCCCACAAAGGCAUCGCCCGCCACGACGCUCGACACUCGCCCGCCACGACACUAGCCCGCCACGCUCGACUUCCCCCGACGCUUCGGUGCGUCGGGGAGCCCUGUGAGCAGUACAUUUCAGGACGCUUCGCGACCGGAUAUCGUGCGACCAUUGGUGCAGACUUCAUAACGAAGUCUGUGCCGCAUCAUAGCUCGCCGGAUGAGACGGUGACACUGCAGUUAUGGGAUACGGCGGGGCAGGAGCGGUUCUCGAGCCUUUCAUCGGCAUUCUUCCGCGGCGCGGACGCAGCAAUCCUCCUCUUUGACGCGAACAAGUCCGAGAUGCUGCAAUCACUCGUACGAUGGUGGGCCGACUUCCGCGAGAAGGCCCCAGUGCCGGACGAAGACCUGCAAGACUUCUGCUGCGUCGUCGUCGGGAACAAGAUCGACCUCGCGCGGGACACACCCCCAGUGUCUGAGGCGGACGUUGAACACCUAAUCGACGAGCUCGUACCCCCUCCUUCGCCUCCCCUAGCCCCAAUCCUGAGCGUCGCGCCGAUCCCAGAGACAGACACAGACGAAGACGCCAUGACAACUCCCAUCGCCGCCCCGGGCACGCCGCCCAGCAAAUCCAUCGACAUCACCGCGCGCCGCCCGCGGCGGAGCCUGCGCUCCGUCUCGCGCUCGCGGAGCCGCUCGACGGUCUUCCGGGGCGGGACGGUCGGGACGAUGACGGCGACGCGCACCAUAUACCACACCCCGUCCCGCUCCGUCUUCGACCUCUUCGAGUCCGCGCUGUCCUCGCCCGCGCACACGACCAUCUCCAUGCUCGCGCGCUCCGCCUCGCCCCCCUCGUCCUCGACGGUGUCGUCGGCGGGCCUCGACCGCGCCCUCCACGCAUCGGGCGGCCCAGCGGGCCAUCUCCAGUCAUCCUUCGCACCUCAAGAUCCCAGCUCGCGCGCCAGCGCCGCCUUGCCCCGCUGCGCGGCAGAGUCGGGCACGCCCGCCGCAAUCAUCAUUCCGAAGCUCCACGACCAGCUGCACGGCUCCCUCUCGCUCGCCGAGCCACUCAGCUCCUGUGCGCAGAGCUGCUGCUGCGACGAGGCGCUGCGGCGGGUUGCGCAGCACGCAAUGGGGCUCGCAACGCACAUCUGCAGCGGGAAACGCGCCCAGCAGGUGGUCCAGCGGCUCGGGGUCUUCAAGACGCCCAGCUCGCCCGGCUCGGGCUCGUGGAACGUGGAGGGGGCGAUCGUCGCGAGCGGCGUGGGCCACUCGCUCGGGCUCGACGCGCACAACGUGCUGAGCGCGAGCCAGCUCCGGGCUUCUGUGAUUGUGGCACAUUCGCAUGCGUGA
Rhodofomes roseus is the source of this 1515-nucleotide messenger RNA. Its product is annotated as ras family-domain-containing protein. Lineage: Eukaryota; Fungi; Basidiomycota; Agaricomycetes; Polyporales; Fomitopsidaceae. Gene Ontology annotation, molecular function: GTP binding; GTPase activity. The transcript is spliced from 4 exons. The record is from RefSeq and is a predicted model, not a curated record. Gene Ontology annotation, cellular component: phagocytic vesicle; fungal-type vacuole membrane; late endosome. The coding region runs from base 1 to 1515 and encodes 504 amino acids. Gene Ontology annotation, biological process: regulation of vacuole fusion, non-autophagic.